Molecule: messenger RNA, 1753 nt
Organism: Ailuropoda melanoleuca (giant panda)
Lineage: Eukaryota; Metazoa; Chordata; Mammalia; Carnivora; Ursidae
Gene: RGS11
Product: regulator of G protein signaling 11
Exons: 15
Coding region: 277-1707 (476 amino acids)
Biological process (GO): G protein-coupled receptor signaling pathway; intracellular signal transduction; regulation of G protein-coupled receptor signaling pathway
Cellular component (GO): plasma membrane; cytoplasm; neuron projection
Molecular function (GO): GTPase activator activity
Source: RefSeq, a predicted model, not a curated record
GGAGAGGGGUGGGUGCGCACGAGUGUGCACGCGGGUCUGGGGGCGACGGCCCUGUGUGGGGCGGGGCUGGGCGGCAGAGACCCGGCGGGGGGGUGGCCCUCGCCUCCGCCCCUCCCCCGCUGCUCUGCGGCCCGCCGCGGCCCCACAUCCCACCGUCAUGCGCGUUAAUCUUCUCUGAUCUCUCUGAUCCCGGGCAUCCCGGCGCGUUGCGGGGCCUCAGGAUUUGGGGCGGGGGAGGCCGGCAGGAACAGCCCCUCAAGGCCCCCCUUCGCCCAGAUGGAGCGGGUGGUCGUGAGCAUGCAGGACCCCGACCAGGGCGUGAAGAUGCGGGGCCAACGCCUGCUCGUCACCGUGAUACCGCACACCGUGGCUGGUGAGGCACGGCCGCCGGUGCGGGGCUGGUGGAGGCCCUGCCUCGGCCCGCCCCUCCCCCAUGCCCGUCUCUGCUGUGCAGGCAGCGACGUCGUGGAGUGGUUGGCCCACAAGUACUGCGUCUCCAAAGAGGAGGCGCUGCACCUGGGUGGUCUCCUAGUGCAGCACGGCUACCUAUACCCUCUGCACGACCCCCCCAGCCUUGUGCUCCGGUCAGAUGACACACCCUACAGAUUUCAGACGCCCUAUUUCUGGACGAGCACGCUGUGGCCAGCUGCUGAGCUGGACUAUGCCAUCUACCUGACUAAGAAGAACAUCCGAAAGCAGGGGACCCUGGUCGGCCACGAGAAGGAGCACUGUGACCAGCUGCACAGGAAGAUGAGCCACAUGUGGGACCUGGUGGUGAUGCAGGCCCGAGAGCAGCUGCGGGCAGCUAAGCAGCGCAGGAAGGGGGACAGGCUGGUCAUUGCAUGCCAAGAGCAGACAUACUGGCUGGUGAACAGGCCCCCGCCAGGUGUCCCCAGCGUCCUGGAGCAGGGUCCAGAGCGUAGCUUCUGCGCUGCUGAGGGAGUGCAGAUGACCAAGAAUACGGAGUUCUACAAGCAGGAGAUGGAACGCUGCAGGAAGGCCCUGACCAGGGCCCGGGUGAAGUCCUCCGUCUGCCUCGAGGCGUACCUGAAGUUCACCAGCCAGCAUGGACCACACGACCCCAUGGUGUCAGGGUGCCUGCCCAGCAACCCCUGGGUCACAGACGAUGACACCUACUGGACCCUGAAUGCACCCAGUGUGGCUGUGCCCACAAAGCUCCGUGUGGAGCGAUGGGGUUUCAGCUUCCAGGAGCUCUUGGAAGACCCCGUGGGACGGGCCCAUUUCAUGGACUUCCUCAGGACCGAGUUCAGCGCUGAGAACCUCAGCUUCUGGGAGGCGUGUGAGGAACUGCGCCACGGAGGGCAGGCCCAGAUCCAUGCCACGGUGGACGCGGUGUACCGGCAGUUCCUGGCCCCUGGUGCUGCCCGCUGGGUCAACAUCGACAGCCGGACGAUGGAGCGGACCCUGCAGGGCCUGCAGCAGCCCCACCGCUACGUGCUGGACGACGCCCAGCUGCACAUCUACAUGCUGAUGAAGAAGGACUCCUACCCGAGGUUCCUGAAGUCUGCCGCAUACAAAGACCUGCUGGCAGAAGCUGUGAUUCCCCCCGAUGCCAAGAGACGGGUGUUCCCGUUUAUGCGUAAGCCGCCGCAUUCGAGCCCCAGCCCUGCUCUCCUACCUGCCUCCACCUCUGGGGAGCCUGUGGCUGUGGCCAGUGGCCCUGAAUGUGGUGAUGGGGACACCUAGGUGGGCAUAAAGCAGGAGGGGAAGCGGACACCCUCCCCGCUUGCCC